Magallana angulata is the source of this 2856-nucleotide messenger RNA. RefSeq lists its product as uncharacterized. Bases 124 to 1557 code for a protein of 477 amino acids. NCBI's taxonomy places the organism in Eukaryota, Metazoa, Mollusca, Bivalvia, Ostreida, Ostreidae. The transcript is spliced from 11 exons. The record is from RefSeq and is a predicted model, not a curated record. Gene Ontology annotation, molecular function: GTPase activity; GTP binding.
GAACACAACCUAGUGAACAGUAAACAACAUGGCGUCCUCGCCACUUCGGUAGUGCAGUUAACAAACAUCAUGAAGUUAGACAGUUGUCUUCCUAAGGAUUCUUAAAAAUACAAACAAUAUAAAAUGGGUGCUGGGUGCAGCAGCGAUCACGGUGGAUAUAGAAGCAACAUCAUUGGUUCAGGUGUCCCAAAUCUUAAAAUAGCAAUAGUUGGUGACACGGAAGUAGGAAAGACAUGUAUAAUGUUAAGAUAUCUAAAAAAUCAAUUUAGUCCCAUGUACAUUCCAACCAAAAAAGCAGUCAUAGAGAGUGCAGUGAAGAAGAUAAAUGUUCCUGGACACACAGUUGCCUCCCUUACAAUCUGGGAUAUCCCAGGGAGGGAGGAUAUGGACCUCCAUAAAACUUACUUCAGGGACCUAGAUGCAGCAAUAGUUGUAGUAGAUCUUACUGAAAUGAACAGCAUAGAAAUGGCGCCUGUUUGGAAGCAGACCAUUCUCAACAACACCUUUGUUACCUGUCCGGUGAAGGAGGCCUCCCAUGGAGGCCAGGUGAAAACGAUGACCAUGGAGGAACAUCCGGUCGAUAAGGAGACAUUUCCAGUUCUCCUGAUGGGAAACAAAUUUGAUGUGAUUGAACAAAAAGUGCAAGCAGAGAGAUUAAAGAAAUAUGCACAGGAGAGCCAGGAAACAGAAGGUGAAGAGAAACGUGUGUGGUCACUAGGAGGCCCACUGACAGAGGAGGAAAAGCCAGAGUGUAUCAAGCUGCUGGAGAAACAAGCAGAGGAUCACAACUUUCAUGCUAGUGUGAUGGUGUCAGCAAGGGAUGGAGACGGCUCGGUGAGGGAGGCCAUGCAGAAUCUUGUGAGGCAUGUCUUAGAAAAUAAAUACUCAAUGAAGAAGUACCGCAAUAAGGGAGACUCCAAGAAGCACAAAGAGAAGAGGAAGAAGGAAAUUGAGGGGCUUGAUAAGACUGGCAUAAAAUCAUUUGAUACAGAGUUCAUAUCAGCCAAUACCUCAGUUAAGAAGAUUACGACACUGCGAGAGUUUUACAACAAGUCACUGACCAAGUUCAAGGAAGGUUGUCAGUUAGCUCAGAUUGUGGAGAAGGAGGAAAACAGUCUGGAGGACUGUGUAGCAGCAUUAAAGAAAAACAUAGGAGAGGGGGCCAAACUCAAGGUUAAAAAAGAUGAAGAUUUCUGCAAGCUGAAAGUUAGUUCUAAAGAUGAGGACUUUAAACCAGCCAAAAAGAUCAGAAUAUUGUUAAACAUAUUUCAUACUGAGUAUGCCAGUGUAUGUAAAUCUGUACAGAAAGAUUGCCCACUAAUGGACAAAAAGCUUCAACAGCAAGAUGAAGCCAUAGAAACCAUGUGCAAGGAAUGCUGGGAGGAGGUUGCUACGGUAGAACAAGGCCAGCCUCGCAGUGAAGAGGAGAUCAAGAGAAUUACUGACAUCAUUGAGACCAACAGAGCUAAGAUGCAGCAUGCCUGUUUGGAGGCAAGAGCUGCGGUGUCAGUGGUAGAGGACGCCAUGAAGAAAAUCAAAACGGCAUUUUUGUGGUGAACUUGAUUUCCAAAAGGGGAACUACUCUAGAUUAGUAUGCUAGAGAUUCCUCGCAAGAUUGAUGAUUACUCUAGCAAGCUAAUUAGGUUUAUGGCAAAGAUACUUCUGACUUGAUGCCACAUUUACGUAACAGUAGGAUAGAAAAUUUAACCAAGACUCUUUCAUGUAUUUGUUAAGAACCAUCCAGUAUCAAUAUUUCAUUAAUAGACUUCUUUCUCAGUGUAUUAAAUAAUAUAUUUAUUAAAAUAUCGGUUUUUUUCCAGGCUUAUGGUUGGUUGAUUGCAACCUCAUGUGAAUGUAUGUAAAUGUAUAUAUCCUCAGUACUUUUUGAAUACAACUUAAAAACAUUUCUUUAUUUAAUUAACUUUCAAAAAUUUUUAUUCUUUCUAUAACUUUAUAUCUUUUUGAAAUUUUUAGGUGAUUUUUGCAUACAGAUUAUUCAGUUGGAAAUUAUGAAUAUUGUCGAUGAGUUGCUUUAUUAUGUUCGUGACUUGCACCUCUUCUUCUGUUCAUGUACAAUGUUCUAAACAAAACAAUUCCAGAAUGUAAAUUAUUGUAAAAUUUAUCAUGAGUUGCUUACAACGAAUCUCUUUUGAUGCACAUUUGAGGGUGAAAUUUAGGUCUUAAAUUCAUAAUUAGUGGUAGUUUUAUAAUGAUGAUAGGACAAUCAAAUGAUGUGUUUGUUGCAAGCAAUCACUAUCAUUUUAGUUUAAAUUAAUACUGUAAACAGGGUUAUUUUUGCCCCCUCCCCUCCCAUUUGCCUGUAUUCACUUGCAAAAGGUUUCACUCCAUCUUGAAUUUGCAAAAACAUAUUUUUGUAUAAAGAGAAUUAUAUAUAAGACAUUAAUAUUUGCCAAUUCAAAAAUUCGCCCAAUCACAUGGAGGGGAAUGGGGCGAAAAUUAAACAGGCGCAAAUAUUUCCCUGUAUACAGUAUCUGUACAGUGUAGAAAGGAUGAUGGAAAAAAUAUUAUUUUUUUUUCCAAAGAUUGUGAUAUGCUGGGUGUGUGAACCCUAUUAUUCUUCCAAUACAUCAAUCUGAUUAAAAUACAGAUCUCUUCAUAAGCGCACAGCGCUCUCUGCGCUGUGCGCUUAUGUAGAGAUCUGUAUUUUAAUCAGAUUGCCAAUACAUUAACAUAAUUACAUGUACUUGUAUAUUAUAUUAUGUGUUAUGAACUUUUCAAAUUUAGUUUCUGUGAUAUUUUGACACAUUUAAUUUUUAUUUACAAAAUGAUUUUCCUUCUGUUCUUGAGAAGCUGGUCUUCACUUGUUAUCAAUGGUAAUAAAAUAAUUCAAAAUAC